AUGGUGAAAUCUCCAGAGGCGGAGCAUCCAAUCAAUGCCUAUGGAUAUGCUGCUCGAGACACUUCUGGGACACUUUCUCCUCUCACUUUCUCCCGAAGGGCUACGGGUGAUAAAGACGUGAGGUUUAAAGUCUUGUAUUGCGGGAUCUGCCAUUCCGAUCUUCACUUUGUCAAGAACGAAUGGGGCAUGACUGUUUAUCCCGUUGUUCCUGGGCACGAGAUUGUUGGUACGGUGACGGAAGUAGGCAGCAAAGUAGAGAAAUUCAAAGUUGGGGACAAAGUCGGCGUUGGAUGCUUGGUGGGAUCAUGCAGUUCAUGCGAAAGCUGCGCUAAUGACCUUGAAAACUACUGCCGGAAACAGAUUCUCACUUAUGGUUCCCCCUGCUUUGAUGGCACACGCACAUACGGUGGGUACUCGGAUCACAUGGUUGCAGAUGAGCAUUUUGUGCUCCGUUGGCCAGAGAAUUUGCCGCUUGAUACUGGUGCACCAUUGCUCUGUGCUGGGAUCACAACUUACAGCCCCCUCAGAUACUUUGGACUAGACAAACCUGGUGUGAAGGUGGGCGUAGUGGGUCUUGGUGGGCUAGGCCAUGUUGCUGUCAAGAUGGCCAAGGCUUUUGGGGCAGAAGUUACAGUCUUCAGUACUACCCCUAACAAGAAGCAGGAAGCACUUGAAGGGCUUAAAGCUGAUCAUUUCAUAGUCAGCCAAGACCCAGAGCAGAUGCAGUCUGCAGCGAGUACAUUGGAUGGAAUAAUUGACACAGUGUCUGCAACUCACCCAAUUGCACCGUUGCUUAGUGUGCUCAAACCCCACGGGAAGCUUGUGCUUGUCGGUAUUCCAGAGAAGCCACUUGAGCUAGCUGCAUUUUCUUUAAUCAUGGGGAGGAAAAUUGUUACUGGUAGUGCAAUUGGAGGGUUGAAAGAGACUCAAGAAAUGCUUGAUUUUGCAGCGAAGCAUGGCGUGACUGCAGAUAUAGAGGUUAUCCCGAUAGACUAUGUGAACACUGCCAUGGAUCGUAUCUUGAAAUCUGAUGUUAGAUACCGGUUUGUGAUUGAUGUCGCCAACUCCCUCAAAGCUCCAUAGGUUGGUGAAGUUGCUUUGAUAUGUGCUUAUCAUUUUAGAACAUGAAUAAGAUUUGCAAGUUCUAUUUUGGCAUGGUAUUCGAUCAGAAACAAUCCUUGGUUUUGAACAACGUUUACUUGAUGAUCUUAAAUGCAAAAUUCUGAAACCAUCUAUGGUUUGGUUCUUGUUA
This is a messenger RNA of Cynara cardunculus var. scolymus (artichoke), 1252 nucleotides long. Its product is annotated as 8-hydroxygeraniol dehydrogenase-like. NCBI's taxonomy places the organism in Eukaryota, Viridiplantae, Streptophyta, Magnoliopsida, Asterales, Asteraceae. Gene Ontology annotation, molecular function: zinc ion binding; cinnamyl-alcohol dehydrogenase activity. The coding region runs from base 1 to 1083 and encodes 360 amino acids. The record is from RefSeq and is a predicted model, not a curated record. The transcript has 5 exons. Gene Ontology annotation, biological process: lignin biosynthetic process.